GAAUCCCUAAAAAAAAGCCCUAUUUUCCUCUGCUACUCUCAAAUCUGAAUCCUCGCAGGCCUUCUGAUGUGGACACUGAAGUGGCUGAAGAGAGAGGGCAAUUUCGGAAUGAAAUAACACCUCACAGCAGAGUGCAUGAAAUCCCUAAUUUUUUUGUCAUCAGUGUACGUAUUUUUUUUGUGCAAAGUUGGGUUUUAAAAAUGUUAUUAUUUUGGGAUGGGCAGCCCAAAGCAUAACUUUCCCAAUUUUUUUUCUGGGCCUGUCAUCUGGAAAAUGGGCCUCCUUAUUCUACCUUAUAUACAAUGGGCCGACUGCACUUGGUUCCUCCGAUACCUCUUUUAGGGUUUGAGAUUUCUCUUUCUACAGACACUUCCCUCCUGUUGAAAAUGUGGAGAUCUUCGACGCCAUUAACGUCUCUCCAACUCCGCAGGCUUCUUCUUCGUUUCUCAUCAUCAUCAUCUUCUUCUUCUUCUUCUUCUUCUUCUUCUUUAGUACAGUCUUUCUCCCUAGAUCCCUACUGUCUCUCUUCCCCACAACGCCACUUUGUCUCUCCUUCGUUUCCUCUCUCUAGGCGCUUCUCAUCUCAACCAAACGACAGUGCCGAUGAUGAUCACUCCCAAACCGCUCAAUCUCUCUCCUCUGAACUCCUUAAGGAUCCGGAUUCAGAACCUGUUCCCAUUAUCCAAAGGCUCCAGCUCAGCUUUUCUCACAUUACUCCCUCUCCUCCCCUUAUCCUCCAAACACUCAAUACUUCCCCUGAUGCCGGCCGUACAGUUUUAGGGUUUUACAAAUGGCUCUCCUCGAACCCAAAUUUUGCUCAUUCUGAUGAAACAAUCUCGUUCUUUGUCGAUUAUUUCGGUCGCCGGAAUGAUUUCAAGGCCAUCCACGAGGUCCUAAUGGAUGGUCGCAACUUCGCCGGUGCUAAAACCCUAGAGUCGGCAAUGGACCGGCUUGUCCGGGCGGGCCGGGCCACGCAGGUGGUUUCCUUCUUUGAUCGAAUGGAGGUGGAUUAUGGAUUCCGGAGAGACCGAGAAUCGCUGACAAUGGUUGUUUCGAAGCUUUGCGAACAGGGAUUUGCCAGUCAUGCGGAGAAAAUGGUGAAAAAUGUGGCCGAUGAGAUUUUUCCUAAUGAAGCGAUCUGUGAUUUGCUUAUAAAGGGGUGGUGUGUUGAUGGGAAGCUUGAUGAAGCGAGGAGGUUGGCAGAGGAGAUGUAUAGAGGAGGGUUUGAAAUUGGUACAAUGGCCUAUAAUUCUAUUCUGGAUUGUAUCUGUAAGCUUUGUAGGAAAAAGGAUCCAUUUCGUCUUGAAUCCGAGGCAGAGAAGAUUUUGGUGGACAUGGAUGUUGCUGGGGUUCCACGCAAGGUGGAAACUUUUAAUGUUUUGAUUACUAAUUUAUGUAAGAUUAGGAAGACUGAGGAUGCAAUGAAGUUGUUUUAUAGAAUGGGUGAAUGGGGAUGUUACCCUAAUGAAACCACAUUUCUUGUUUUGACAAGGAGUUUAUAUCAGGCAGCAAGGGUAGGAGAGGGUGAUGAGAUGAUUGAUAGGAUGAAAUCUGCAGGGUUCGGGAAUGCACUUGAUAAGAAGGCAUAUUAUGAGUUUAUAAAAAUUUUAUGUGGAAUUGAGAGGAUCGAUCAUGCUAUGAGUCUUUUUUCAAAGAUGAAGGAGGAUGGAUGCAAGCCCGGGAUCAAGACAUAUGAUUUAUUGAUGGGGAAGUUGUGUGCUCAUGGUCGCCUUGAUAAAGCAAAUGUGCUCUUCAAUGAAGCAGUGAAUAGAGGGGUACCCGUGGAACCCAAGGCCUAUAAGUUGGAUCCAAGAUUUGUGAAGAAACCCACAGUGGCAAAGAAGGAGAAAAAACGAGAAACAUUGCCUGAGAAAAUGGCGCGGAAGAGGAGGCGCCUUAGAAAAAUCAGACUCAGUUUUGUGAAGAAGCCUAAACGAAUGCGGCGAGCUUUUUGAUCUCAUUAAAAUUUUGCUUGGGCUAUGUUGGAAGUUUCAAAGGGUAUGAAUUUAUCAUUGUGAUCAUUUAUUUUUUAUGCUUGUUGUUCUGAUGCUACUGUUGGCAACACCUGAAAUAAAACAGUGCUCAAAGUAGAUUGAUUUGACUCAUAACAUGGUUCAUAUAACAUGAAUAUCAACAUUGCUGUUCUAAGCAAGAACUCCAAUGGCAGUGUAUUAUUCUUUGUUUCAUUUUCUAGUUCCUUCUUCAAGUAGAAAACUUGCUGGAAGCUGUAUUAGCUUCCGCCAGAUUGUAGACAAUGUAGAACUUCCUGAGAUAGUAUGGGUUGAUGCCAAAAAAACAGAUAAUCAGUUGAGACAACUUCCUCUCAA
This is a messenger RNA of Vitis riparia (riverbank grape), 2327 nucleotides long. Its product is annotated as pentatricopeptide repeat-containing protein PNM1, mitochondrial. Bases 303 to 1955 code for a protein of 550 amino acids. Gene Ontology annotation, molecular function: protein binding. The record is from RefSeq and is a predicted model, not a curated record. The transcript has 2 exons. NCBI's taxonomy places the organism in Eukaryota, Viridiplantae, Streptophyta, Magnoliopsida, Vitales, Vitaceae.